Molecule: messenger RNA, 5167 nt
Organism: Marmota monax (woodchuck)
Lineage: Eukaryota; Metazoa; Chordata; Mammalia; Rodentia; Sciuridae
Gene: Dennd2d
Product: DENN domain containing 2D
Exons: 12
Coding region: 3304-4722 (472 amino acids)
Cellular component (GO): cytosol; nucleoplasm
Source: RefSeq, a predicted model, not a curated record
CUGCAGCGCCCGGGCUGCGGUGUCCCCUCGAAGCGCCGCCUCAGUCCCACGUCGACUAGCAGCUGUGCCCGCCUCGCAGCCCCACGCCCGCCUGUAGCCUUUGCCCAGUUCCUGGGAGCCAGCUGCCCCUGACCCUGCCGAGACAGCCGGCCACGAAAACGGCCCUGCCCGGUGACCACGAACCUACCCCACUCAGGGGCGCCCAGGUGCCCCGCAGACUAGCGGCGGGUGGGCAGAAGCCUGCUUAGCUGCUUCCCGAGUGACCCAGAGAUGUGGGACACUCCAUCCCAUCACUGAGAUGGGACUAAUUCCCCUCAUCCAGUUGGUGGGGAUUACGUUAGAAGUCAAUGUUAGUUUUCUUUCUUUUCUUCUCAGAAGAGGGUUGGGCUUUGGAGGGAAGGUAAUUAGGAUAUCACUAGGUUAUUCAUUCAUUCAACAAACCUUUAUUGCUGCUUGACUAGCCAGUCCUUCUGCUGAGUAGCCAUAACCGUUUAGAUUUUUUUUUUUUUUUACCUUAAGUUUCCUCUUCUGAGGAGAAACAAACACGGGAAGGGGAGCAGGGGUCACUCCCAGACAGCCCACUCCUUCCAACAUUGACAAAUGGACAGCCCAGUGAGCUUCUUUCCUGCUCCCAGUCCCAGAGUUGGAGAGACCCCAGGAUGAGGUCAAAGGCUCCUUCUCUGAAUUACAGUGGCUGUGUCCUUUUCCCGUCCAUUCUGACACCUGGUGCUUUUCCCCAGCGUCCUUGCUGUUCUCUCCAGUAUCUAUUCCAGCUUGCACCCCGAGGGAGAGGUCAGACGCUGGGCAGUGACUGAGACCUUUCUUCUCUGGAGAGCACUGACCUGGGAAGUCAGUCCAAUGGACUGAGUCUGCCUUUUGUAGCCCGCAUGAGACUUUCCUCUGGCCCCCACCCACUCAACUCCAACAUAGGUCUGGUGAUUGUUGGGAAGAUAAUCAGUCUCUAUUAUCUGUCCUGAAGUUCAGCACCUGUCAGGUCAGGAGUGUGUCUUCUUUGGCUUCUACAUGGGACACUCUACCUUCCUGGGGAUUUUCCCUUUCCUCUUGUGUCUUUCGGGUGCCUGGUGCCGAGACAGUUGCAUAUUAGGAGGAUGUGUGUGUGUGUGUGUGUGUGUGUAUGUGUGUGAAUUGCCAUAGUGAGGAGGAGUGUUGUUGGCGGUCCUGGGUGGAAAGCAGCUCAGUUCAAAGAGAAAAGUUCAGCUUUUCAGAGUGCGGUCAGAAAAUCCCCUCACCUCGAUUCUAAACAGUUCUGGGACUUCAGUCCUAUGGUUGUGGGAGGGGCUUCCUGGUGGAGGAACAAGUGUAACUUGUCCUGACUUCCCUAGAAAGGGUGAGUCCCUCAUCAACUAAAACCCAGGAUGGUAAUCCCUUUCCAGGGCACUGGGGAUUACAUGAUGGAUGCUAGUUUUCUGUCAGGCUUUUCUCUUCUUUUGAUAACCCCUUUUGAAAACGAGGAGGGAGAAAGCAGUUUUUCGAUAGAUUUCUUGCUCCUCAGUCAAAAAGUCUAGUUAUGUUUUUUUGUCAAGGAUUUUUGAUUUUUCGCUGUCCCUUUGGUCUCCUGAUAAAGCAAAAGGAAGCAGGCUUAAAAUGCUGCCCGAAGGAUUUAGAAAAGGGCAUGAUUUCCUGAGGUUCAGGAAUGAUCAGCGAGAAGAUUCUGGAUCUCAGAGCCCUUUGCAAACCUCUGUGGGUUUUUUGCUGUGUUGCUUAGUGGCAGUGGAAGGCAGGAACCCAGACCUGGAGCUUUCAUAAUCACCACCUUCAGCAGAUCCUGUUAAUUUUAAAUAGCCUCUGAAUUACUUCAUGCGUCAGUUUCCCCACCUGUAUCAGGAAGUUGCUUGUUCCUCAAAUAGGCAGUAAGGAUUAUUCAACAAGUCUGUGCAGGUGGUAUGUAGGUAAAGGUGUGGCAAAGUCUCUGAGUUCUGGUUCAUGCUUCUCGCCAAUUAUAACAUUUGUAAUAUCCUUAUUUACUGGGAUUGGGAUUUCCCCAGGAAUCAUGGCCUCGAAAGCCCAGCUGACAGCUCUUAGCAGCAAGGCAGCCACCUCUCCUACCCCAGAACCCCACUCUCUCCCAGAAGGGUGCUUGUUCUCUGCAGGAGUGGCUGACACUGACACCGAACCCCUCGGCCGGCCUCCAGCCUCUUUCUUCUUUGAGGCAACUUCCUGACAAAAAGUUCUUCCUUCGUAUCGUGUGCAUUUCCGUGUUCAAGGGUGUCUGUGAGAAGCCUAGAUGUUUUACUGCUAGUUUUUCCCUCUUCCUUGUUCUUCGGAUCCAGCCGUGGGCCAGCAGCUCAGCCUGUUGGCCUGACCCCACAGGGAGACAGGCUAAGCAGGAAUGGGGUGGAGUGGAGAGCACCCGGAUGCUUUCCACUGCCACUAAAUGACCUUCAGGCUGCUGAUGCAACCAGUCCCCUACUUUAGGCUGGGGACAAUUUCCUGAGUCAGUGGUUCCUAUUUGGAAAGAGGGAAUUUGCUGGAGCCCUGGAAUAGUCCUAGUGAGAGAACUCUCUGCCUUUGCAUAGGACAUGUUGUAGGGGGUUAUUCCAGAAAUAGCAAGAAUUCCCAACUCAGGGGUGGACUUUGUUCUCUACUUCAUCAUCAGGAGAGGAGGCUGUGGUCCAUAUUGGUUUCUAGGACUCCCUCUCCUGCUAGAAGAAUUCAUCAAUAGAUCAUUAUCAGGCCAAGUCUGCCUUGAUCAGGGAAUGCUUGGUUCUGUGAUCUCAUUUGAGGUCCUGAAGUCCUUGAAGUUCGUAGCAGGUAACCUUGUAGGAGCUUUCCGCUGCUGUUGACCAUGUGGAGAAGUGAAAGGUGAGCAACCAAAGCUAUGGAGAUGUAAGAUCCCUGUCCUGAGACUGGCGAGGUUCCAGGAUCCACAGUCUGAUGCUAUCAGGCGUUCCUCAGGGCGGUGAGGUUGUAAAUAAACUCGCUGUGAAGUCUGCAGUCCAGAGUUACAAGCCCUCAGCCCAGAAGCAGCUGGUCCUUGGAGGUGUUUGCUCAUGACCUUUUCUUUCACCACACCCUGGGGCUUUUGGGAGGAGCCUGGAGCUGCGUUGCAGUGCCAGGAUGCUGCCGCUCUCAUGCCCACGUUCAGCUGCCUCCUGGGUCGCGUGACAUCUUUCUUGUUCAACCACGGGGUGCACAGGAUGGGAACUGUUCUCCCCUCUUUGGAAGCUAGCGUGUGGCUCAUCUUUAGAGAGUUGUGGCUGGAGACCAAAGCAGUGGCCUCUCUGUAGCCAGCCUGUGCUGGGGGAAAGGGGAGCCCACUCCAUGUCCUGAAGGCCCGGGGAGAUGGAAGGACGAGCGGUCGGCCGAGCACUAAGGCGCUUCCGAAAUCGACUGCCUCGACUCCGACACCGAGCAGGAUCUCCCCGGGACAAUCUAGGGGAAGCUGUAAACGAACCAGAAAGGACUCAAGAGAACUCUCUGCCCAGCUUUGCUGGGGGGCAGCAUUUCUUUGAAUAUCUUCUGGUGGUUUCUCUUAAAAAAAAGCGCUCAGGAGACGACUAUGAACCCACCAUCACCUACCAGUUUCCCAAGCGGGAGAAUCUGCUUCGAGGGCAGCAGGAGGAGGAGGAGCGGCUUCUCAAAGCCAUCCCCUUGUUCUGCUUCCCAGAUGGGAAUGAGUGGGCACCACUCACCGAAUAUCCCAGGGAGACUUUCUCCUUUGUCCUGACCAAUGUGGACGGCAGCAGGAAGAUUGGAUACUGCAGGCGCCUCUUGCCCGCCGGCCCCGGCCCUCGACUUCCCAAAGUGUACUGCAUCAUCAGCUGCAUUGGCUGCUUCGGCUUGUUCUCCAAGAUCCUGGAUGAAGUAGAAAAGAGGCAUCAGAUCUCCAUGGCUGUCAUCUACCCAUUCAUGCAGGGCCUCCGAGAGGCAGCCUUCCCUGCACCUGGAAAAACUGUCACCCUCAAGAGCUUCAUCCCUGACUCUGGCACAGAGUACAUCUCACUGACCCGGCCCCUGGACUCCCACCUCGAACACGUGGAUUUUAGUUCCCUGUUGCACUGUCUUCGUUUUGAACAGAUUAUUCAGAUCUUUGCCUCUGCAGUGUUGGAGAGAAAGAUCAUCUUCCUGGCAGAAGGUCUCAGUACCUUGUCUCAGUGCAUCCAUGCUGCUGCUGCGCUGCUGUACCCCUUCAGCUGGGCACACACCUACAUCCCUGUUGUGCCCGAGAGCCUUCUGGCCACCGUCUGCUGCCCCACUCCCUUCAUGGUUGGAGUACAAAUGCGCUUUCAGCAGGAAGUUAUGGACAGCCCCAUGGAAGAGGUCUUGCUGGUGAAUCUUUGUGAAGGAACCUUCUUAUUAUCGGUUGGAGAUGAAAAAGAUAUCCUGCCACCAAAGCUUCAAGAGGACAUCUUAGUCUCUCUUGAUCAGGGGAUCAGUGACUUGACUUCAGAACAAAUCAACGAACAUGUUUCAGGCCCUUUUGUGAAGUUCUUUGUCAAGACUGUGGGUCACUAUGCUUCCUAUAUCAAACGGGAGGCAAACGGGCAAGGCCAUUUCCAAGAACGGUCCUUCUGUAAGGCUGUGUCCUCUAAGACCAACCGUCGAUUUGUGAAGAAGUUUGUGAAGACACAGCUCUUCUCCCUUUUCAUCCAGGAAGCUGAGAAGAGCAAGAAUCCUCCUGCAGGCUAUUUCCAACAAAAAAUACUUGAAUAUGAAGAACAGAAGAAACAGAAGAAAUCAAGGGAAAAGACUGUGAAAUAAGAGCGUGGUGAACAGGAAUGACUUGACUUACAAGCCAGUUCUGGACUUUGGCCCCUGCCAGAGUGGUGGGAUCAGCAAAGCUCAGCUCCCAGAACCCAUGGCCUUCUCCAGAGUCCUGGUGUCCAGGUCUUGCUUCAUACUGGUAUCUGAGUUUGGGAUCACAGGUGUGAGCUUCCUUGGGACUUUUUGGGGGCUCAGACCCCAAGCUCACAGAACUGGACUCAAAGCUGCCUUUUUUGCAGAGGUGACACAGAGUGGGAAACUGUAGUACAAGUGUUGUAGGUGCUUGGUUACAAGUUACUGCAACUGAUGUCUCCUGGGAACCACCACUACAAAAUCCUCUGCAGAGCUGAAAGAAGUUGUGGCCCAAAGGCUCAGCUCCUCCACAUAAAAACAGAGGUCUAUGGACAUAUGAGGAUAAUAAAGGCGAGAAUCUCAUUGUUUA